AUGGAUCAUAGGGCAAAGGACUGUCCAUGUAAUAAUGGUGAUGGAGGUAGUGGCAAUGGAGGUCAGCAUAAUCAGCAGAAUCCUAUAGGCAGAGUCUUCGCAUUGACUUCUUGUCAGGCAGCAACUAAUCCAGGUACUGUUUCUGGAACGCAUGAUUCUUAUGUGUUAUUUGAUACUGGUUCGACUCAUUCUGUGGUGUCUCUAUCAUAUGUUCGUUAUCUUGAUGUCUUACCUUCAUUAUUAUCUCCACAUAUGUCUAUUGCUACCCCUAUGGGGACUUCUGUUAUUAUUUCUGAUGUGAUCGAGAGAGAAACGGGUUAUCUUUGGGGAUGUGAACAAGCCAGAGUUUGUAUACCAGGGGUCUCAACCAAAAGGCAGGUUAAGUUGAUUUCAGCUCUAAAGGCGAAGAAGCUCUUGACUAAGGGUUGUGACAGUUAUCUUGCUUUUGUGAAGGACACAUCCGAGGUUGAGUCUCGUACAGAGGAUUAUUCAGUUGUGGGUGAAUAUGCAGAUGUGUUUCCCGAUGAGUUACCAGGUUUGCCACCGCAUCGAGAAGUGGAGUUUACUAUUGAACUUGUUCCAGGUGCAGAGCCUAUUUCUUAG
Daucus carota subsp. sativus is the source of this 603-nucleotide messenger RNA. RefSeq lists its product as uncharacterized. The coding region runs from base 1 to 603 and encodes 200 amino acids. NCBI's taxonomy places the organism in Eukaryota, Viridiplantae, Streptophyta, Magnoliopsida, Apiales, Apiaceae. Gene Ontology annotation, molecular function: aspartic-type endopeptidase activity. The record is from RefSeq and is a predicted model, not a curated record. Gene Ontology annotation, biological process: proteolysis. The transcript is spliced from 2 exons.